UGACUUUGACCAUUCAAUAACGUCCACGCGUUUCAUUUGAAUUUCUCUCUGCCGUAUUUUAGCGGCGUGACUCUUCGAUUUUCCUGUCUAUCCCCUUUAGAUCUCUAAACUAUCGAAAACUGUCGGAAAUUUUCGGUUAUAGCCCCUAAUUUAUCAGUAUGCGGUUAAAACAGAUACUCGUGUACUUGGCACUUGUAGUACUUCUUUGUACUUUGUCAUCUUGGGCUGCUGACGAUGUUGAAGUCGAGGAUGAAGAAGAUUUGGACAGCGACAGCGAAAGCGAACCAGAAGAUCAAGGCAAGGAGAAAAAGAAGGCACCUGAAAUUGAACCAUACAAACCGCCGGUUAUCAGUCUUGAAAAUGAAGACUCCGUAUUUUUUUCCGAACCUUUUGCAAUCCGUGGCGAAUUUCAGAACAGAUGGUUGAAAUCUCAAGCCAAGAAAGAUGGAGUUGAUGUUGAAAUUGCCAAAUAUGAUGGUGAAUGGUCAUUUGAGGAGCCUGCCACCAAGUUAUUCAGUGGGGAUCUUGGACUUGUUCUUAAGAAAACUUUCCAUGAUAAAAGUCCAUAUACCAUUAUGUUUGGACCUGAUAAAUGUGGUGAAGACAAGAAGCUACACUUCAUCUUUAGACAUAAGAAUCCAAAGACUGGUGAAUACGAAGAGAAACAUGCAAAGAAACCUACUGGAAACUUCCAGAAUGUUUUUGAUGGCAAAAAGACACACUUAUUCACCUUGGUAGUGAGACCUGACAAUUCAUUUGAAGUAUUUGUGGACCAAACAAGCGUGAAUUCAGGCAACUUGUUGGAAGAUGUCACUCCCGCAGUCAACCCCCCAAAGGAGAUUGAUGAUCCUAACGACAAAAAACCAGAUGACUGGGAUGAGAGAGAAAAGAUUCCAGAUCCUGAUGCUGAGAAGCCUGACGAUUGGGAUGAAGAUGCUCCCACUAAAAUUCCUGAUCCUGAUGCAAAGAAACCUGAUGAUUGGCUGGAUGAUGAGCCAGAGUAUGUUGCUGAUCCAAACAGUGUUAAACCUGAUGACUGGGAUGAAGAGGAGGAUGGUGAAUGGGAGGCACCCCAGAUUGCGAACCCCAAAUGUGAGAAGAGUGGAUGUGGGGAGUGGAAGGCCCCUUUCAUAGAUAAUCCUGCUUACAAAGGGAAAUGGUCCCCGCCACUGGUUGAUAAUCCUGACUACAAAGGUAUUUGGAAGCCAAGGAAAAUUGAUAAUCCAGAUUACUUUGAAGAUAAGGAACCUUUCAAGAUGACUUCCAUUGCAGCUGUUGGUCUGGAACUCUGGUCGAUGACUCCAGAUAUACUUUUCGACAACUUCAUUAUCACCAAUGACAAGUCCGUUGCUGAUAAGUGGGCUUCUGACAGCUGGGUGAAGAAAAAUGUGAAAGAAACGUAUGGAGGAGAUGAAGAGGGUGGAAUUGUGAAUAACUUACUGGAGGCAACAAAUGAACGGCCAUGGCUGUGGGUGCUCUUUGUCAUUGUUGUUAUCUUGCCAUUUGUCCUUAUUGCGGCCUGCUGUUUCCCUGGAAGCAAGAGUGACGCUGCUAAAAAGAAGAAGACAGAUGAACCAACUGAAGAUGUUCCAGCUGAUGAAAACGAGGAGGCAGAGACAAAAGGCGAUGAUGAAGAGGAAACAGCGGCAGGUGAUGAGGAGGCUGAAGAGAAAAAUGAAGAGGAGGAAGAAAAGAAGGAGGCAGAGGGAAAUGAGGAAGAAGAGCCAGCUGGCAAGGAUGAGGUUGAUGAAGAGGAAACUGAAAGGAUGCCAACAAGACGAAGACCAAGGAAGGAUAACUAAUGUUUGUUACACAGUUCCAUUCUGCUCUCUGCAGGACUUAUGACGUCUCCACUGACAAUGCUACAAGGAUUAUUGUUUGACAAGACUCUAGUUUGAUUGCCUUAUUUCUUUUUAGUGCAAAGGGCUUGUCUUACUGUGUGGACUAAAAGAAGCAUGAUAUCCUUGGGAGCCAAUCAUUUUGGAAUUUUGAAAUGCUGUGCAGAACAAAUGCCAGUCUUUUAAGUGGCAGCCCUUGCAGCUACAAAUGUUGUUGAGACUAUGUUAGGAUUGUCAAAUAGCUAUACAAUGAAGUCAGAUGUGAUUAAUGUGGAAUUAUGAGGUGUAUCUGUUGAUGAUGUUGCCUGUGCUAGAUAAAAUGUUUCCUUGUAUUUGGUGUUGUUCGAAGUGAUUUAAGAGAGGCAUUUCUUUUGCAUAUCAAGAUGUGAUUGUAGAGCAGUUGAAAUGUUCUCUUUUAGUUGUAGUUUGGAAAUAAGUAAAGUGUGUGAUUGAGCUAUCUUUUUUUUUUUGGCUGUCUUUUUCCAAGUAGGUUAUUUACUUAAAGGUAUUGAAGUUGUUAGUAAAACCAGACUUCAUAGACUCUAAAGGGUCAAUAAGCAGUUAAACAAACACAAGGGUCUAAGAACAAUUUAUCAAUCCAAUUUGGUGGCUUGGCCUUCAAACUUGAUGACCUAACAAUUUCUGGUAAAUAAUUUACAGAAGGACAGUUGCAUUGAGAGUAUUUGAUGGAACUGUUUGGAAAAUGUACAAGGAUGUUCCUCACAUUUUUUUUUUUUAAUAUUUAUUGGAUGACUCAGGGGAGCAUUUCAAAUCAUGCAGGAUUAGGACAAAAUCACAAGCUUAUCCAUGUAAAACAGCACUUGCAUGGUGAACUAAUCACAGUGUAACUUUUGCAAUUGAAGUGACAUGUUUAAUUUGUGGCAUUUUUCACCCACUAGGUACUUUUUUUUUCAGUUAGACCAUCUACAUUUUUAGUUAUCUUUUACAUUAAAUAUACUUGUGUUAACUCUUUAAAAAACUUGCGGCAACAGAAUGUUGUGAUUUUAAUAAAAGCUUUCGAUGGUCUCA
This is a messenger RNA of Pocillopora damicornis (cauliflower coral), 2867 nucleotides long. RefSeq names its product calnexin. Gene Ontology annotation, cellular component: endoplasmic reticulum membrane; endoplasmic reticulum. Gene Ontology annotation, biological process: protein folding; ERAD pathway. Lineage: Eukaryota; Metazoa; Cnidaria; Anthozoa; Scleractinia; Pocilloporidae. Gene Ontology annotation, molecular function: calcium ion binding. The record is from RefSeq and is a predicted model, not a curated record.